This is a messenger RNA of Artibeus jamaicensis (Jamaican fruit-eating bat), 1161 nucleotides long. It is a transcript of the gene ARPP19, whose product is annotated as cAMP regulated phosphoprotein 19. The record is from RefSeq and is a predicted model, not a curated record. The transcript has 4 exons. The coding region runs from base 69 to 407 and encodes 112 amino acids. Gene Ontology annotation, molecular function: protein phosphatase inhibitor activity. NCBI's taxonomy places the organism in Eukaryota, Metazoa, Chordata, Mammalia, Chiroptera, Phyllostomidae. Gene Ontology annotation, cellular component: cytoplasm.
ACCUUUGAAGGAAGAAAGGAAGUGCCUCGGCGUCGCAGAGCCAGACAAGCAGAGUAAGAGGGAGCAGUAUGUCCGCGGAAGUCCCCGAGGCAGCCUCCGCGGAGGAACAGAAGGAAAUGGAAGAUAAAGUGACUAAUCCAGAGAAAGCCGAAGAAGCAAAAUUAAAAGCGAGGUAUCCUCAUCUGGGACAAAAGCCUGGAGGUUCAGAUUUCUUAAGGAAACGAUUACAAAAAGGGCAAAAAUAUUUUGAUUCUGGAGAUUACAACAUGGCUAAAGCAAAAAUGAAGAACAAGCAACUUCCUACUGCAGCCCCGGAUAAGACAGAGGUCACUGGUGAUCACAUUCCCACUCCACAGGACCUUCCUCAACGAAAACCUUCCCUUGUUGCUAGCAAGCUGGCUGGCUGAUUAAAAGAGCUGAACUGCAUGCAUCUUCUAAUUCCCGUUGUUUUUCCUUAAUAUGUUACUUCCCCGCUUUUUAUUUCAUUUUAUUCACUAAGUCAUUUGAGAGUGACAGCUUUGCAGGUAGUGGUAGUGUGUGCUGCUAUUGUAAGGGAAGAUACAUGUGUAGAGUUUUGAUUAGCUUAACAGUACACUGAUGGAGAGAACAUGUUAGAGCAACAUAAAGUAAUCUACUUGAAAAUAAUUGUAUAUAUUACCUAACUCCUAGUGUAGGACUGGUCGUAACAAACUACCAAGCAACUUUUACAAUUUUAAUGUUUUGGCUUUCUUUAAUUCAUCCUAAUUAUAGCUUUGUGUGUUACUCUUAUUUAAUUAACCUUUACUGUAUUGAUUUCUUCUGUAUCUUCCUUUUGGAUUUUAUAAAACAGAAGUUUAAGACCACAAGUUGGAAGAAAGGUCACAUAUUUCAAACACCAGUAGAUGGGGCUCCAAAAGAUUUGUAUUUCUGUGCUUGAACUUGAAUGGCCUUAAACCUGAUUCAGCUUUAACAAUAGAAGUUUACUUGGGCAAUAUUUGCCCAUUCUGGUGUAACUUAUGUGACCCUAGUGCUUAACAGCUGCCAUUGAAGCUAAUGUUCUCAUUCAGUUAUAUAGUUACAAUACCUUUUGUUGUUAAAGAUAUGAAUGAAGUAUGCAUGUGCAUCGACUGUUGAAUUCACUUUUGUGCCAUUUUUGUAAAUACAGUAGUUUUGCACAACCUC